AUGCACACGCAUACAGCCGUCUCACCAACGUCGAAACAAAAACAAGCAGUCGACAUCACAAACACAUCAGAAUUCAUCGCCUUCCAAAACGUAUUUGAAGAACAACUCUCUGCAAAAAUACCAUGGUGCCCAGUUUGCCUCAAGAAAAGCCAAAGCAGUCUUAGUGAGACGUUGGUGCGGUGCUUUAAACAGAGGAAGGUAGAAACUGAAAAGCUUGAGGAGCUCCAAACGCUCAGCGAAAUCAUCGAUUCAGAAAUUCGAGCAGAGGAAGAACAACUCAAACAACUGGAGAGUGACAUCCUGUUUUUGCACGAGAAGAACAGUCUGGUGGUUUACGUCUACUCGGAGCUGUGCAAUGACUUGAGGCUGUUCAGAACAACUUCAAGCACACACUUUUCACAAAUAGCUUGCCUUGAAAAGGUGGUGCUCAAAAGUUCUGUCGUUCCGGAUUUGUCACUUCUCAAUCUGCAGAUUGAGAGGUUGCAGAACGAUCGAAGAAUUUGGGGUGAUAUUUUUGAAGUCAGUUGGACCGACGGAGGUGUUACGAUCUGUGGUGUUAACCCCGUCGAAAGCAUCAAAGCCAAAAAUUACACAGAAGUCCAGGCUUCGUUUGGGAUGAUCAUUUCAUUGAUCAAAAAAGUCGCGUUUUAUUCUGGUGCCUUCCUCCAAAAGACUUGCAUCGAUGGGUUUGGGUAUGGUGGAUUUGUGGUCAACCACACAGACUUUUCGAACGUGAGUCGGUCGAAGUUCAAAAAUGGGUUGAAGGGGGUUCUCGUUGCGUUUGAGGAAGUUUCGACGUUUUUAUCCGAGACCACAAACUUCGAGCUACCAUUUCCGAUAACGAAAAGUGAGUACUUCCAAAUAUACUCGUUCACCGAUACAAGUAAUCUCGAUCAAUGGGCGGUGGCGCUGAAAUUCUUUGUGUCUGACUUGGGGUACAUGUUUUCAUAUGUGUUUUUUAAUUAA
Messenger RNA from Entamoeba invadens IP1, 966 nucleotides. RefSeq lists its product as hypothetical. The coding region runs from base 1 to 966 and encodes 321 amino acids. The record is from RefSeq and is a predicted model, not a curated record. Lineage: Eukaryota; Evosea; Mastigamoebida; Endamoebidae. The transcript has a single exon.